AUGCCUGUUGCUAUUCAAAGAUCAGGAGACCCUUGCACCCCUGGACGUGCGUACACGCGCAAGCCCUCGACAGCUGAGAGUGCAGACAAAAUGCCAUCAUCUGGAAAGAAAUCAUGGAAACUGGGCUGCAUUAGCGACGGCAGUUUUCACUUCAUUGCGCGUGUGCGAGGCUUGUCUCCCAACGCUGGCAGUGUUCUCGGCGUGGCUCGACCUGACCUCGGCAUCUACGACAGUGCGCAUGCCCUUUUUGCAACGAUGCGUGCAGCGUCCUCGCUUGUCGAAAUGUUGUCGCUGAGAAACGUGUUGGCCAUGCGACUUGUUGCAAGAAGACGACGUCGAGUUUUCCAGGAUGAAAAAAGGUUUGGUUGGUCUCUCCUUCCGACGGCCCGCGAAAAACGGAUCGCCCCGCUCCGCAAACGUGACGGCUCUCUGGCGUUGUGUUUUCUUCCGAGUAAUGACAAGAUUCAUCAUCAGCCAACAGACAUAUUGCCCCUCGUGAAUCUGUGA
Aureobasidium pullulans EXF-150 is the source of this 507-nucleotide messenger RNA. RefSeq lists its product as uncharacterized. Lineage: Eukaryota; Fungi; Ascomycota; Dothideomycetes; Dothideales; Saccotheciaceae. The transcript has a single exon. The record is from RefSeq and is a predicted model, not a curated record. Bases 1 to 507 code for a protein of 168 amino acids.